CUCCACUUCGAGAGAGCCUGUGACGCCGAUAUUGUUCGUUCGUUUUUCACGGUGAAAGGCAAGUGCGAAAGAGUGUGCAAGAUGUCCCUGCAGACUAUUGCGAGUAUAGUGAUCAAAGUGUUGAAGUUGGUUCUCAACCUCAUCAUUAUAAUCCUAUACCGUACAGGAUAUGGCGGCGAGUUUUUGGGUGUAGGUGGAACAUGGAACUUGAAUGAGGACAAGAAUCCCGACGCGGAAAUCGUCGCUUCCGGCGUCUUCGUCGGCUUCUUCAUUUAUACGAGUGUCGUACUUAUCAGCUAUUGCUUCGGGAAUACUGAGCAUAAAAAAACUCUUGUCGAAAUUAUCAUGAAUUUCGUCGGAACUUUCAUGUUUGUGGCCGUGGGUGGAACAGCCUUGCAUUAUUGGCACGGCUAUCAGCCUGAGCAGAAAUUUGUAUACGAUGCACCAGAGAGACAGAUCGGCUUGGCGGUAGGUUCGUUGUGCGUUUUAGAAGGUGCAACGUAUCUAAUGGAUUUAAUACUAAGCUUUCUCCAUUACGCUAAAGAUGAGUUCAAUUAACAUAGGAGAGAAAGUAGUAUAAGAUGACACCGUUGACAAUAUCAAUAUUUGCGAAACACUUGCGUUUCCAUCAAAGUCAACUCGUCUUAUAUGUAACUAACAUGCCGAGCAUCAUAAAAAUUUCAUAUAUUAAACAAUCAUUAGAGCGAUUAAACAUUCCUUAUAUCUCAAAGUAUAUUGUUAGUCAUAUUUUUGUACGGAAAUUUCACUUUGCAAAAAAUUCAAUCUUGUCCUCCUUUCAAGAGAGACACACGAUUUUCUCACACAUUGCACUUUUUAUAUACAUAUUUAUUCAUACAGACGUAUACUUUCCAUUAACACAUGUAACGUGUAAUAAAAUUUAUUAGAAAAUUUAUGCAAAAA
This is a messenger RNA of Linepithema humile (Argentine ant), 921 nucleotides long. It is a transcript of the gene Ssk, whose product is annotated as Snakeskin. The record is from RefSeq and is a predicted model, not a curated record. Lineage: Eukaryota; Metazoa; Arthropoda; Insecta; Hymenoptera; Formicidae. Gene Ontology annotation, biological process: septate junction assembly. Gene Ontology annotation, cellular component: plasma membrane.